CGUCAAUCGACCUUCCCAGCUGCCCCGCACAAAUCGACCGACUCGUAUCUCAGCUGGCUGGCCCUUGUGUGCAGGGUUUUUCCUCUCGCUCCUUGCCUCGCGAUUUAUUUCAAACCCGGUGAGAUCGACACUAGGCCAUCCAAGCUGCUUCUACCGAUUCCGUCGCCAUUGAUUCUCCCAUCUAGCCACAGGUAUUGACGUCAGACUGCGUGGGCGACUGCGGACUCUAGGUUUCGAUCACCGCCAUCUCAUCAUGGCGCAACAACGAGUGAACGUACACAUUCCCUCCCAUCCGCCCGUUCUCGAUAGUGUAAAGCUCCGCGACAUCCAACUUCCCCUGCCGUCAGCCCCAGACCCGUGGCACCGCCCCGAAAAAGCCCAACCCUGCACUGCGUCGCUAAAGUUAUCGUACUCAUCCGCCGUCGCAGCCGCCAUCGCUGACGAUGUCUCGCUCUCUCUCGAUUACGGCAAGCUAUACCGUCGCCUCGAGGAGGACAUCCGCCACAUGGGGCAACGGGGAGAAGCUCCGGGACAACGCAUGAUCAGCGUGGAGGGCAGCCGACGCGAGGAGAUGCUGCGGAAAGAACUCGGGCAGGACGUGCGUUUGACGGCGGGCAUCGUCGCCAGCUGUGGUCUGGGACUGCUGGACGAAACGGCCGCCGGGGUGCGACGGAUGUCCCAUGUGCACCAAGGGAUCCGCAGAAGCAGUGGCUCGGGUGGCCAAUCCGGGCCCGCGAACUUCAACUUCAGCCCCCCGCGUACAUCGAGCUCUCCCAUCGAGAGUGUGUAUGGCGAGUGUGAGGUCUGGUUGCAUCUGCCCAAGGCAUUGCUCCGGGCGGACGAGGGUCUGAAAUACCGUAGCGUCACAGUGUGGGGAUAUAAGCAGGGAGACGAUGGUGUCUCUGGCGAGGCCGACGAGUCUGAAAGACGCCCGGUGGUCCUCGAAGAAGAGUUCCGAAUCGACGGCAUUCGAUGCUACUGUAUCCUGGGGGUCAACUCCCACGAGAGGGUGGAGAAGCAGGCGGUGAUCAUCUCCUUGGAGUUCAAGGGUCCUGGCCAACUACCCUGGGGCUCGACGGUGGUGGACACUUAUCAGGCGAUGACGAGGGCUGUUGCAGAGCGAGUCGAAGGCACGUCGUUCCAGACGGUCGAGGCGCUGGCAACCUAUGUGGCGCGCAUUGUGACGGUGGAGUUCUCCAACGAGCGCGUGACAGUCAAGGUCGAGAAACCUAGCGCGCUCGCCUUCGUCGAGAGGUCUGGCGUGGAGAUCACGCGGUCUCAAGCUUUCUUCGAGAGGCUGGAACUCGACGGCGGACGAGCAUGAUUUGGAGUCGUGACUGGGUUGAUUGUUUUCUUGACUUUGAUCUGGCCAUGGGGCGGUAAAACGAAUGUAAAACCACCAAGCAGACGUAGGCUUGAUGCUCUGUAUGCUCUGUAUCCGAAUACUCGGUAGUUUGUAUAGACGAUGAC
Aspergillus steynii IBT 23096 is the source of this 1470-nucleotide messenger RNA. Its product is annotated as dihydroneopterin aldolase. Gene Ontology annotation, cellular component: cytoplasm. The record is from RefSeq and is a predicted model, not a curated record. Gene Ontology annotation, molecular function: dihydroneopterin aldolase activity. Bases 254 to 1324 code for a protein of 356 amino acids. Gene Ontology annotation, biological process: folic acid-containing compound metabolic process. The transcript has 2 exons. Lineage: Eukaryota; Fungi; Ascomycota; Eurotiomycetes; Eurotiales; Aspergillaceae.